Messenger RNA from Maniola jurtina (meadow brown), 857 nucleotides. RefSeq lists its product as uncharacterized. The record is from RefSeq and is a predicted model, not a curated record. NCBI's taxonomy places the organism in Eukaryota, Metazoa, Arthropoda, Insecta, Lepidoptera, Nymphalidae. Bases 287 to 787 code for a protein of 166 amino acids. The transcript is spliced from 4 exons.
UACAAACUUACCUAUUGCACUUGUGAUUUGCAAUGGAAGUGAAUCAUCCUUAAUUUGGUCUCAAUAGGUUCCCAUUACUAAAUUAUAAUUACCUGUGUUAAGCAUUAUUUCCAUUUUUAUGAAACUAUUACUAUUGCAAUUGUGUAUUAAAUGCAAUUAAUAAUUGACCUAUAUUUAAGUCAGGGUUUGCGUAUUUAAGAAUGGGAAACCUAAUUUAUAAUAUCAUACCAAUCGGGACGCUGAAAAGGAGAGUGUGAUUUAAAUACGAAUAAAUAAUAUUGAAAAGAUGUUCAAAGUUAUCGUUAUUACGUCUAUCCUGUCCAUGGUAUAUGGAGCCCAGUACGCUUACUUUGAUAACAAUCUUGUGGAAUUCGAUGAUCCACCAGCACCAGCUAUUUCACUCCCUUACCCCUACAUAGAGCAUAAAGUGGUAAAGGUAGAGCCGCGACCUGCAGUGACCUAUGAUGUUGGAGUUCGCACUGCAGUUGUUUCGUCACCUCCUGCUGCUGUCACCAAAUUAGACUUGAUCCUGUUUCCGUUCAGGUUCAUCUGGUCUGUGGCUACGUGCGUCAUUGGAUUCAUAAAGAGGGCGAUUAUGUUCGUCAUCACUUCCAUCCCAGCGCUCAUCUUCGGAUCCAACCUUUCUGCCAUCUGUAAAUUUUUCAACAUCGAUCCAUUAUCUUACGUGAAUGAUGUAGUAUCACUUGUUAACCCUGAAAGGUUAAAGAGGGCGACUGAAUUUGUGGAGACCGCUAUUAACAAGUACAGAGAACUUCAAAAGGCUUAGAUUUUGAAUAGAUAUUUCAAUUGUGUGUAAGGAUCUAUUUAUUGUAAUUAUAGUGAGAAAUAAACAAUUA